AGAAGAGGAGAUGCAAUGAGGCUCGGGAUUUGAACUAAUGCCACCGCACUGACUCAUCCAGGGAGAGUAAAGGAGCUCAGAGAACAAGGAUACUAAAUUAGAGAGGCGCUUGCUCAAGGGAAAGAGAAGGGAGGGGGCUUACGUGUUAAAGCAAGGGGACAGAAGAGUUCGCCUUCUUGGCCGAGAAGAGCCAAAUCAAGAGCUAGUUCGAUAAUUCAGCCGAACCUUUUCAACAAUAAGUAAAUAAACAGCCUCAAAAUCCCGGGCUGAGUCAUCCAGUCCAGUUCGAGCAGGAAGACGGCACUUUUCUGAAGGACUUAAUUAUACAGGAGGCAACGAUCCUUCUUAAAACUACAGAGAGAUCAAGACUUUGAUACCACUAGGCAGGCAAAGUGGAAGGAAGGGGAAACAAGAAACGUCCAAUUUUCUUUAGAAAUAAAGACGCGUUUGGAAAGAGAACUCUCUCUCUCUUUUUUUUUUAAAAAAAGCCUUUUCAUAGUUAUGCUGACGUUCUUAAGAGACUCGGUAAUUUGGCUCUACAAGCAGUGAAUUUUGCAUUCUUAUACGUGGGAGGUUUGGGGGGAUUCUUUUUUUAAAUCCCACGGUCCCAUUUCGAGAGAGAGAGAAAUCAGGACUUGUUUUAAAAUAGAAUCCAAAUCCAAACUGCCAGCUGCAUCCGUCUCUACCUGAGCGCGCUUGAAAUCUGAAGCAUCAAUUAUACGAUUGGAAACCAAGACAGGAAGGGACUGAGCAAGAGGGAACAGCAGCUAGAAAGAUUGUGUGGUUUUUUUUGUUUUGUUUUUUUGCUGUUUUUUUUCAUUAUUAUUCCUCUCCUGCUUGCACCUUGGACAAUGUACCAGGACUUUCCGACAAAUUUUGAUACCUCCUCUCGGGGCAGCAGCACUUCUCCAGGACAUCCGGAAACUUACCCGAGCAUCACAACUCAACAGAAAUUCCGGGUCGAUAUGCCAGGAUCGAGCAACACAUUUAUUCCUACUCUCAACGCAAUAACCACCAGCCAAGACCUACAGUGGAUGGUUCAGCCCACCGUGAUAACCUCCAUGCCAAGUGCCUACUCUCGCUCGCAUCCCUACAGCCACGCAUUGCCGAACCUGUCUUCGGUUACUGGACACACAGCCCUACAAAGGCCUGGUGUUAUUAAAACCAUUGGGACCACCGUGGGCAGGAGAAGAAGAGAUGAGCAGUUAUCACCUGAAGAAGAAGAGAAGCGAAGAAUUAGAAGAGAAAGGAACAAACUAGCAGCAGCAAAAUGCCGUAACAGGCGCCGAGAGCUGACUGAGAAACUCCAGGCAGAAACAGAGGAGCUGGAGGAGGAAAAAUCGGUGCUGCAAAAGGAGAUUGCUGAACUAGAGAAAGAGAAAGAGAAGCUGAAAUUCAUGUUAAUGGCCCAUAGCCCCAUGUGCAAGAUCAGCCCCGAGGGGCAUCGAACCCCUCCACCUCAUAACCUCCAGGCCCUGAGGACUGGAAUGAGCGGCCCUGUGGUGGUGAAGCAAGAGCCUGUGGAGGAAGAGAUCCCCUCUUCCUCGUCAGAUCCCGAAAAAGGGCAGAGAUCUGUCAUUAAGCCCAUCAGCAUUGUUGGGGGGUUUUAUGGAGAAGAGCCACUCAACACACCUAUUGUGGUGACUUCGACUCCUGCUGUUACCCCUGGAACAUCCAACUUGGUCUUCACUUAUCCCAGCGUGCUGGACCAGGAUUCACCACUCACCCCAUCAGAAUCCUGUUCCAAAGCUCACCGGAGGAGCAGCAGCAGUGGAGAUCAGUCAUCUGAUUCCUUGAACUCUCCAACUCUACUGGCGCUGUAACCCUUUAGCCACCACUCCACCCAGUUACUGUUGGGGGGGGAAGCCCCACCUCAAGAUCAGAGACAGCACAAUGGCAUUCGAGCACAAGGCCAACAAGAGCCAGGAAAGGAAAUGAUGUUGCUCCAGAUAUUUCCUUAGACAGGAAGACUAGAACAAAUGAAAGCUAUAUCAGUCUGGAGUUGGUAAGCAGCAGUCAGAAUCCCAGGACUCAACGGUGAGGGGUUUUCUCUCCUUCACCAGUUACUGCAGUGGAUGUGACCAUCCAUAAAUUGCUAGCCGUUUUCCUGUCAGGCUGAUGAAUGGACUGUCUGAACUGGCUCCUUCUCCUGCGCUAAGUAGUACAUUCCAGUUAGUUGAUCUCAUUUGGGCCUUAACUUUUUCUUGAUUUUUGUUGGAUACCAUGACAUUUCGAAAACUCUAAAGGCUUGCUGAACCACUGCUGAUAUUGAGAGCUGCCUCCUUGGGAAUGUUUGCCAUAUUGGGUGGCUUUUGGCACAUGGUGGAAGUUUUGGGGGAAAUUUAUUACAGGUCCAAAUGGUUCUUCAAAAGUUACACAUCCAGUGUCUUCAUUAGGGAAUGGGGGAAAGUGAUGGGGAAACUGGUUAACAAAAAGAGAAGAGUCUCCUUGAAGACAAUAGAGGACAGUGCACUGUUUGUGUCUACAAAGGUUGUAUCUGCAACAUACCUUCGUCAGUGGGCCAGGAGUGGUGCCAAGAGGGCUGGGGAAAUGCCAGAGUGGGUUUCCACUAAGCCUUUGUUUCUGGCAUGAUGUCUUCUGUAAUUAGUGUUUGUCAAAUCUGUUGCAGGACCCUGUGUUUUCUUUCCUUUUGGCUGCCAGCCAGCCACUUUGGGUGUGAGGCAGCUUCCUCUGAAGUAUGCCCGAAUCACAUGCUGGUGCCAUUUCUCAAACAAAGCUACCAGCUUCCAGGUUGCAGACGGUUGCCUUUGCCCAGUGCUGCCAUUCUUCUUGCGGCUGAUCAGAAAGGGGGAUUAAUUUGAGGGAAAACGUGCAAGAAGCUCCCUUGGAGAAAUUUCCCCCUUUGGCUAAAUUUUGCUCAUUGGGACCUGGCUUGGAUUAUGGGCAUUGCCAUCUGAUGGUGUCAGGCCAAAUCAGUCCCUUUUGUCCUUUUUCUGGUCCUAGAGACCACUGAAGAAAAAUGGAUUCUGCACUUUGCUUCCCGCUGCACUUGGUUUCCAACUCUUAACUAAAUAUGGCUGAUAACAACAAAAUCUGUGCUCACUACUGAAAAAGGCAGCAUGUUUCACUUAUGUUCAUCCCCUGUAGUGCCAAGCAUUGAUGCAUCUGUACUUAAAGAAUUUUCAGAUUUUAGCAUGGAUACCCACAGAAAAAUUGGAGAGAGAUUAGUUAUAUCUUCAUCUGGAAGUAGACAGUUUUAUUGUAAAACUUAUUCUUUACAAAACACACAAUAUAGCUCAAGUUAACAGUAAACAUAUUAAUGACUAGGUCUUUUUCUUUUAUGUCAUCUGUGGGUGAGCAAGGCAAGGAAGCUGAUAGAUUUUUUUACCCCAUUGUGCUCUUCAGAGAGCAGCUUCUUGAGUUUGGGUGGGAUCUUCUUCAAGCCAUUUUAACUCCUGCGGUGAGCAUCUUUGCCUCUUCAAGCUUUGCCUUAACAGCUGGGAAACUGCCGUCUUGAUUCAAAGCUGAUUUUCAUUGAUAUCAGUGAUCACAUUCCUGUUUAUUUUUAAUGCGUCUGGAUCACAGCCAUAGUUAGGAAUAUAAUGCUAGGCUAUUUGAUCACAGUUUCUAGUUUAAUGAAGUUUGGUGACCUAAAUGAAUUCCAGGGAAUUUGAGUGCUGUAAAGGUAUUGUUUGAUUCAAGUGGAGCUCAGUUCAUGGUGAUUUCCUGAACAUGCUUAUGUCAUUUUUUGGACAACGUUGGUGGCUUGCCGCCUUCAAGGAUAUUUUUGGACUUCAGUCUAAUUUGCAAUCUGGGAUUCCCUAGAGGUCUCCCAAAUAUUGACUAGAUCCAAAACAAACUGCUUAGCUUCUAAACCCAGAAAUGUCUAAUGAAGUUUCAUUAUCUAUUUUUGUCUAUGCUGGCCAUAGGAGGAAAAAAAAUUCUGGCUACUAGUAAUUCAUCUGACCGCUAAACAUGCUCUAGACAUUACUUAACACUAUCAAGUUUCUAUUUAUAGCAAUAAAAGCCAAACAUUUGCUUAUAGGGGGGAAAAAGGGUGUACAAACUGAUUUUUCUAACUUUAUCUCCUAUUGCAAAUUCUAUGUUUAUUGAAAUAAUUUAAAUCAGCCAUCCCAAUUUAUGCUCUGCGUGCAACAGCAUAGUCUGAGCCAAAGGUCAUGUGGUGAACAAGAGUUUUUCUGUAAACACAUUGAGCUGUUCAUGUUGAGGAAGGCUGGUGCAAAACCAGAAUAAAAAGUUGUCUAGAACUGCUUUUAUAUGCUCAUGAUAAGAAAGUUGUAUUACUCAAGAUUCAGACUUCAGCAUCUCAUGUUUGGUAUUUUAAGGAGGAUUCUGAUCUUAAUAGGAAGGGAAAGCCAGCAUCUUCUUGUCACUAGAAUCAAUAGGAACUGCCCAAUAUACUUACAUCAGAAGUAAGGGACCAAUUCUUCUUUGCCUUAGUGUUUCAGAAAUAAAAUUGCCAUAGUUCAUUUAGCACAAAUUCCAUCUCCUUAGGAAUUAAUGGAAAACUAAACGGUAAAUAAAAUUAAAUAAUUUGACCUGCAAUCUUGGAAGUUAAAUGAUUAUUGGCAAAGGGGACAAUAUUCUGUGAAAAUUCUCAUUCUAUUAAAGUUGUGCCAAUAGCAGGGUUAGGUAUUCAGUUCCACGUUGAAUCUACUAGUUGCCAUCAUUCAGCAGAUAAACCUGCAGCUAAUAAGUGUUUUUUCAAGAAGUGUUGCUCCAGAAAACCGGGAGAAUUGAAAAAAGUAGCUGAGUAGUGAUCCUUGACCCUAGCCCAUGAAGCAGGACAUGAUGGUGCUGAGAUCAAUCAGAUAGAAAGUAGAAAAAUGUUUCAAGCUUCGCUGAAGGAACAGCAAUCUUAAGGGAUGCUUCUAGAUAUCUAGACUUCUAUAAUUGGUUCUGGUUGUAGAGUCAGAUCUCUCCCGAUAAUUUUAGCUUGCUUCUCAUUUCAUUUUUAUACCAAUGGCUUUGUGUGUGCCAGCUGGAUGAUGGUUCCUGGAACCUACCAAAAGUAGAUUUAUAUUUGGUUCAUCCAGUCUUGUUAUUUCAAGCAGAUUGAAGUAAAUGAGGCCAUUAUGCUCUUCCAGUAAGUGGUGUCUUUGUGGCUAAUAUGUUUUGGUCAACCUUGGUUCAUUAAUGUGUUCAGAUUAAGCACUGCCAUAUUCUGGGUAGUUGAAUCCAGCUUUUAUUCAAGUUUUGGCUUUUCUUUGGCAUCUUUUUAAAUAUGCACACUUAUACCCUUGAAAUGGCAUAUUUGCAUUUCCCCUUCUGCCUCAUAGGUGUAAAUGCUGUAAAAUGUUCGCAUGGCACAAACUCUUCUAUUUUGGUUUUUUCUUCUACAAGCUUUGACAGAGAAACAUAAAGCUAUGUUUUAUAAUUCUCCCAACUUGCUGAAGAUGACGUAGUAGUAGGAAUUACUUAGCCUCUUGAGAGCAAUAUAGGCUGGCAUCUUACACACGGCUGGUGGUGAUCAAGUAACAUCUCAGAUCUAGUUUUCUGUGGUAUAGUUCUGUGAGUAACACGCUUGUGUGUGAAGUCCUAAUAACAGCUUUUGUGCAAUAAAGCAAACUUGAGAGGUUUUGUAGAAUACAUUCUAUCCAAAUCUUUUACAAUCUAUAGGAUUUAUUCCAAACUUGAGAUAUUUAAGUCUCUGAUCUGGCAAUGUUUUGCCCAGCUACUUUAAGACUUGUAUGCAUGCCUUGAGAGAAAGCAGCUCCUGUUCUUGCAGUAUUUGGGGGGAUGGGGGAAGCAUUUUUUCCAGAGAAAAAGCUUAUUUGUCUCUCAACACUAAUGCAUUUUCUCUCUUUAAAUUCCUGCUUCCUACCCAUUCUUAGUUCUAAUGUUUAUACUUGACUUUUUAUUUCCAUUAGAACACAAUCCAGCUAACUCUUUGCUUUGCAGCUUCUGUUAGUUUCAACCUGUUUUGACCUGAUGACACAGCUAGGGGUGGCGUAAUCACUGGGCUUAAUGAAUUUUGCUUAUUAAACCAGCUGAGUACUUGUGAUAUAAUAGGACCUGAGGUGGUCAUAUCAGUAUCAAUGGAUUUUUUUUAAAAAAAAUAUCCUUAUUAUAUUGUUUUAUUUAAUUCAUCCACUAAGUUCAUUUGAACUUAGCAGUAUGCUGCUUCUGUAUUCCACUCAAUCAUAGAAACACUCAUUAUUUCUUAUUUAUUGGCAAGCAAACAUUUUUUUUGUGUCGGCUACAGUGAAUCUGCCCACCAUGAAUUAAACAACUUGUUCCUAUUUUUUAAUGCCAAAAUGAAAUUAAUCAGAGAGGGUCAACUAUUUUAAAAGAGAAUGCAAACGAUAGCAUAUCUUUCUUGUGUUUUUUUUUUACGUAGACAUAUAAUGUUUACAUCUUUUUCUUUGCCGCAGAUCUGGAUUUGAAAAAAAAAAAAUUCUCUACUGAUUUUUAAAAUCUUGAUUUUUUUCCCUUUUUUGAAUAAAAACAGUUAGAUAUGGUAAGGGUUAAUAAUUUCUCCCCUUCCCUUUGUAUAAUUUUUCAACGAAUUGUCUUGGUGCUUCAUUUUGGUUCUCAUUGUUGUUCUGUUCAAAUCUGCACGAAUAUCUAUUCCAGAGGUCUUCAAACUUGACAGCUUUAAGACUUGUGGACUUGAACUCACAGAAUUCUCCAGCGAGAAUUCUGGGAGUUGAAGUCCACAAGUCUUAAAGCUGCCAAAUUUGAAGACCUCUGAUCUAUUCUGUUUACUAGUCUCAGUUUCAUGUUCUUUUCAUUCAUGAGAAUUAUUGUUUCUUGGUGGGGGGCGUGUUCAUUAAGCCAUAAGUAUCUAUCUGUGCAAUAAACACUAGGCAAGUGCUUUCAGAAAAGGUUGGUAUCUCAGUCAUAUGUGCUUUGCAGGCAAAAUUUUCCAGGGCUAUUCUAAGUAGGGCUGCCUCAAUUGUUGAAUGAAACAGACUUUUAUCUAUAACUCACUUUCUCUUUUCUUCCAAAAACCAGUGGUUCCUAUGAUCACGUUCAGCAUUCCAUUUCGGUGGCAUUUUUGCAUAUCAGUAUAAUCCUAGUGCAUGUUUUAUUCCAAUUUAUUAAAAAUCCAUUCUGCAGGCAGAAAGAUUAAAAUGGGCAAGCAGAAUAUGGUUUAAUUUCCACAGCAAUCCUUCCAUUACAUCCAUUGGUUGGCGUGAAUUGGUUUUUUGUUUUUUUAAAAAAAAUUGACAACAAAGAAUGUUGAUGUGAUUCCAUAUCCAGGCUGAUUGUCUAACACUGUUCUUGGCAUACGCAAAGGGAAAGAAUAUCAUGGCAAAAAACAAAAAACCGGGAAACCUGCAAGAACACCAAAUUGUACACGUAUAUGCAUAUUUUCUAAUUAUAGAAAACAAAGCCAGAAGAACUGAAGGAAGUAAGCGUUUUUAUGUCUUUCUCUGCAAAUCUCAUGAGAUAAAUAAGAGCCAUAAAGAUUAGGAGUAAUUGGGGAGGGGUGGGAGAAGCACCAAAACUUACCUAUCUAUGGAAGAGGUAGGGGAUAUAUAAAAUGUACAGCAAAAUGGUUUCUAAAAAUGAACUUUCAAUCUUCUUCAAAUUAUAAGUUAGAACAAGAGAAUUCUCUCUCAGUAAAAGACUAUUUUUCUCUCCUAAAAAUGGUUCUGCUUCCUUCCCACUCUUGAAUUUUAAUACUGUUCUGAUUCUUUUGUGGCUGUUUUGUUGUAGGAAAACCAGAAUUAUGUGUUGAAAAUAAGACAUUUGGUCUGUCUCAGUGAGCAGAUAAAUGUUGUGCAUGUGUAUAGAUUCUACUGUGUAGUCCCAAUAAAUAUUGGUAAGAAAAAGUGCAUCUUCAUUAGCACAGUAAAUUGAUGGUAUAAAAUAAAAGAAUGCUUUAGGAUCAAAGGGCCCAAUUCUUUCUUUGUUUAUAUGACUGUGAUAUUAAAUGCAUUCACCUUAGAUGUAUGUACACCAGUGUUAAAAUCAGUAGAAAAAAACUGUUUCAGUGAUUUUAUUUUUCCCAUCAUAUAUACAAAUCCAAAAGUUUUGAAUUUCUUUUUCCCCAACACGGGGUGAAAUAAGUUUGGAUAAGAGUGAUUUAAAUCGGGAGCCCUUUUCUGAAUGUCUGUGUAGGAUCUCUCAUUGGCAGAGAAGUUUGCCGGCGAGGUCAUCUUAUUCCUUUUCUUGUAAUGCAGGCCUACAAUAUUUGCACUAAAAUUAACAAAAAUAAUGGUAUGGAGGUGGUUUAAAGAAAGGUUGCUGCUAUGAAAGAAAGAACUUAAAAGAAUGGCCGUGCUUUUACAGAUUUUAAUGUACCAUUUGUAAAUUGAAAUCAGUCUAGAUGGAAAAGAAUGAAGGUUUUAUAUGUAUGUGUGUGUAUAAAAUUAUAAUUGUUAUUUUUUACUUUCUCUUGCUGUUCAUUUCCACAUCCCACUUGAUUCUACUCUGUGUUCUUUCAUUGCUACUUUUGUGAUUGUGUUCAUUAACCCCAUCCCCAAGUUUAAACACUUGUAAAUGAUGCUUUUAUGGCACUGCGGACACCUUUUUUUUUUGUUUGUACAGUGAGAUCUAACUGGAGUUCUUCUCUCUCUUCAGUUGAAUUCAUUAAAAAAAAUUCUUUGUUAUGA
This is a messenger RNA of Ahaetulla prasina, 8546 nucleotides long. RefSeq names its product FOS like 2, AP-1 transcription factor subunit (gene FOSL2). The transcript is spliced from 4 exons. The record is from RefSeq and is a predicted model, not a curated record. Gene Ontology annotation, cellular component: nucleus. NCBI's taxonomy places the organism in Eukaryota, Metazoa, Chordata, Lepidosauria, Squamata, Colubridae. Bases 852 to 1823 code for a protein of 323 amino acids. Gene Ontology annotation, molecular function: DNA-binding transcription factor activity, RNA polymerase II-specific; RNA polymerase II cis-regulatory region sequence-specific DNA binding. Gene Ontology annotation, biological process: regulation of transcription by RNA polymerase II.